AUGGAUUGUACUUAUCGCGUGAUGGAUGUCGGAAGAGACGUUGAAGCCCAGGAUGACUUGCUAGACGAAUGUCAGUCGCAAGCAAAAGGACUCGCUAGCCAGGCGGAGAGAUCACUGAGCUCGAGUGAAGAGAUUCUGGCGCAGACACAAACCAAGGCCAGCGCCAAGGAAGAGGAAAUUCGUACCAAGACUCGCCAGGCGACUGAGAAGAGGACUAGAAAAGCACAGCUUGAUCGUGAGAUAUCGCAGAAGAACGGCCAAAUUGCAGAGACACACAGACGACGAGAGAGCAAGAAGGAAUCAGCAGGCGUAGGACUGAUGUUGACCGGCAUCGGCCUCAUGGCUGCACCUUUCACUGCAGGGGCAUCACUAGGACUGGCAGCAGCUGGCGCCGGAUUUGCAGGUUACAAGGGAAUUCGUGUAUCGGAUCUAAAAGACGAGAUUGUCGCCCUUCAAUCCAAGGUGUCCAGUUUGAAUAGCGAGAUAUCCCAAGACCAGCAAGCAAUCUCCAACCUCGAGAGGGAGCAGCGCAACCUGCAAGACCUAGUCUCGCAGUACCAGCGCGAUAUCUCAUCCCGUAGAUCAACGCAUCAACUCUACCAGAAGCAAAUCUCAGAGGCUAACCGGGUAGAGAACGACAUCACAACGCUUAAAGGUGUCGCAGAAGCUACCAUUUCCAACAUCAACGAUGUCAACUCGCAGUUACAGGAUGUAAAAGAGUGCUUGGACGAAUGUAGCUCUCUCUUACAGGCCAAGUCAGUUGACUUGUCGACCUCGACGUCUUCUGUUGAUUGGAUCAUUGGUGCGGUCGGUAGGUGCACUAGAACCUUUCGCGCAAAGGAAUUUGAGAGGCAGCAAAUGCUCAUGCAGCAGGUUUCUGAGGUGCUUGAGAAGAUUGAAAAGGAUGGCCAGCUACUACUUUCGAGCCAGGACAUGGCGUUCCUAGAUAUAAAGCCAUGGGAAGCUGCUACAGGAUUAAUCGUGGAAGAUAAGGAGAGAAUUCCUGAAUUAUGUUAUUUUAAGUAG
Molecule: messenger RNA, 1026 nt
Organism: Fusarium odoratissimum NRRL 54006
Lineage: Eukaryota; Fungi; Ascomycota; Sordariomycetes; Hypocreales; Nectriaceae
Exons: 3
Coding region: 1-1026 (341 amino acids)
Source: RefSeq, a predicted model, not a curated record